Uloborus diversus is the source of this 4096-nucleotide messenger RNA. Its product is annotated as anoctamin-5-like. The record is from RefSeq and is a predicted model, not a curated record. Gene Ontology annotation, cellular component: plasma membrane. Gene Ontology annotation, biological process: chloride transmembrane transport. NCBI's taxonomy places the organism in Eukaryota, Metazoa, Arthropoda, Arachnida, Araneae, Uloboridae. Gene Ontology annotation, molecular function: protein dimerization activity; chloride channel activity. The transcript has 26 exons. The coding region runs from base 97 to 3084 and encodes 995 amino acids.
UUUUUCCGUGAAAUGAAAUUCAUGAAAGUGAUGCAUGUUAUUUACCAAAAAUAAUCCUAAUGUUCAACGACGAGGGUUUGUAUUUUUCAAGGAGUGAUGGAUUCUGAAAAAGAUAACCUGGAAGAUGAAUCUGAUGAAAAAAAUGGAAUUGUCAAUAAUUAUCCAUUAAGGAAAAAAACAUCCGAUGCCAGCAUCUAUCACAGUGCGGAAAAUGUAACUCCCCAAACGCAGGAGAAUGCCAGAAAGUACAAAGUAUAUCCGUCCUUGCCCGAAGUGGCCUCUCCGUUUGCAGCAUCUCCCACGGGAGACAAAUCCGAUGUGACCAGCAACCAUGUCACCCCUGAACUGAGACAGCCCGUAAACACUUUGGUACUCCGCAGUGCUGGGAAGUAUGGUAAUCAUCAUGAGACCAUUCGGCUGGAUGAGCUUUAUGCCGAUAGACUGGACAGUGCAUCUCUGGUAUCCGUUGAAUCUGCAGUUUUCUUUGAUGAUAGAAAGAGGAGAAUAGAUUUUAUUUUAGUCUACUCAAGUGAUCCGUCCGAGCUAACCGAAGCACAUAAUGCUGCCAGAAAAAUUUUUGAACACAAUUUGGAAGAUGAAGGCCUUCAAUUAGAGCAUGUAUUCCAGGAAGAGACUGGCUUGGUCUACGUUAAAAUUCAUUGUCCGUGGGAAGUUCUUAGCCGAUAUGGAGAAAUUUUGAAGUUUAAAAUGCCAAUGAAAGAGAGUUUGUUGGACUCUCACAAUGCAAGACCUCCUUCCAACGUUCCUGAUUUUGAUUUUUCAAAGUACUAUUUUAGCAGUCUGUUCAGUCGCAUGACUAAUAUUACUCGAAGUGUCUCGGAUCUCCUGCAUCCAGAUACCUGUGGCGUGGGUUUCAAGGAUUGUCGAUUUUCUACUGUUUACACACGUGACAAAGAAUAUUUAUUUGAUAUACCAACAAGAAAGGAAGAGUUUUUCUCACCUGCUCAAAGAUCUAGAAUAGUUCAAUUCAUUUUAAAGCGUAAGAGUUUCACAAGCGAUCAUACGGAUGUGUUCGGAUUUGGUAUCAAGAAAUUGAUUACUGAUGGAAUUUACACAGCGGCCUAUCCUUUGCAUGAGGGAGACCUAAAAGAUAAAUCUCUUUUAAACCCUCGCUGGUUUUUGCAGAAACACUGGGCUUCAUAUUCAUGCAUUUUCAAGAAGCAGCCCUUAGAUGAAAUAAAGCAUUAUUUUGGUGUUAAAAUUGGCCUCUACUUUGCUUGGUUGGGAUUUUACACUUACAUGCUAAUUCCAGCUUCCAUUGUUGGCAUUUUAUGCUUCAUCUAUGGGUGUAUUACUUUGAAUUCCAAUGUUCCUAGCAAUGAAAUAUGCACCAGCAAGCUAAUCAUGUGUCCUAGAUGUGAUAACGAGUGCCAUUAUUGGACCUUGAAUGAGUCAUGUAAUGCUGCUAAAGUGACCUAUUUGGUUGACAAUGCUGCUACUGUCUUUUUUGCCAUUUUUAUGUCCCUUUGGGGCGCUGUAUUCCUAGAAAUGUGGAAGCGAUAUUCAGCAGAUAUAACUCAUCGAUGGGACCUUACUGGUUUUGAUACAUCAGAAGAGCAUCCUCGCCCAGAAUAUUUAGCAAGAUUAGCAAAUGAAAGGAAGAAGAAAUUAAAUUUCAUUACGAGGAUGUAUGAGCCACAUGUCCCCUUUUGGAGAAAGCGAUUGCCAUAUACUGUCAUGUCAACAUCUAUUGUACUUCUAUUGGUAACUGUUGCUGUUGCUGCCGUAGUUGGAGUGAUAUUGUAUAGGAUUUCCGUAAAUGCUGCUCUGCUGCUGAGUCGUGAUAAAACUUUGACUACUUUUGCCAGCAUCAUAACAUCUACCACAGCUGCGUUACUCAAUUUAGUUUGCAUUAUGAUUUUCAACCAGUUUUAUACAUAUAUGGCUACAUACUUGACAGAAUUAGAGCUGCACCGAACUCAAACAGAAUUUGAUGAUAGUCUCACCCUCAAGAUGUUCCUUUUACAAUUUGUGAACUACUACUCGUCCAUUUUUUACAUUGCAUUUUUCAAAGGAAAGCUUGUUGGUCAUCCUGCUGAUUAUAAUUUACUUUUUGGCUACCGUCAAGAAGAGUGUGGAACUGGGGGCUGUUUGAUGGAACUUGCUAUCCAGUUAGCAAUCAUUAUGGUUGGAAAACAGGCUCUUAACAAUCUGAUGGAAGUUAUGUUACCAUGGUUGACUUGGCUUUAUCAGUGGUGGCAGCUUCGUAAGCGACGUCAACACAGUGGAAACAGGCAUCAUGUACCGACCAGAUGGGAAGAAGAUUACGCACUUGCAGAGUGGGGUCCUACUCACCUGUUCUUCGAGUAUUUAGAAAUGAUUUUACAAUUUGGAUUUGUAACCAUCUUCGUUGCUGCUUUUCCACUCGCCCCACUAUUUGCCUUGCUCAACAAUAUUUUAGAAAUUCGGUUGGAUGCUCGAAAAUUAGUGUGCUCUUAUAGACGACCUGUGGGAGUAAGGGUACAAAACAUUGGUAUAUGGUACCGAAUUUUGGACUCCAUUGGAAAGUUAGCUGUCUUAACAAAUGGAGUCAUCAUAGCUUUCACCUCUGACAUGAUCCCUCGCAUCGUCUACCGCUUCUCUGUCUCCAACAACCAAACACUGCAUGGAUUCGUUGAUUAUAGUCUGUCCUACUUCAACACGACCGAUUUUCCCGAGCAACCACAGCCUUAUGUACUGCCAGGUACAAAAGAAGUUGUUGAUGUUGAUAUUUGCAGGUAUCGAGAUCAUCGCAAUCCACCUUCUUUUACUGAUAAAUAUGAGUACAGUAAAGAAUAUUGGCAUUUACUGGCUGUACGAUUUGCAUUUGUCCUGAUAUUUCAAAAUUUAAUCCAGUUGGUUACCACCCUCACACGUUGGAUUAUACCUGAUGUCCCAAAGAAGUUGAGGGAGAAGAUUCGCCAUGAAAAUUUCAUCACCAACGAGAUUAUCAUCGCUCAAGAACUAAGACGUGCCAAAGGCUACUGUCCCAACUUGAAGGAAGGCGGAAGUCCAUCCGGAGACACUUUCAGCAAUGCUCAUCCCGGCUACGACAAUCCCAUCAUACGAGAACAACCUGUUUGAUGAUGAAACCGCCCGAGACAUACAGGUUUUUUUGAGUUUCCAUAGUGAUGAGAAUUUGCUGGCUGCAGAUUUAUUUUUUCUUAGCAUUUCUGAUGGAUUUUAUUGCAUAUAUUUUAUCAUGUUGAAUGAGCACAAGUUUUAAAAUGCUCUUCCAUUUCUAUUGAGAUUUUAACCGUUCCUCAUGCUCAGAGCUAAAUCUGGAAGCUUAUUUGUAAAAAACUUUAUUUUAAACUAUUUGCUGCCUGAUAGGAAACAUAGAAAUCUUUUAACUUUUAACGUUUCCAAAUUGGAGGGUCUGCCAGGAUUGGUGAUUUUUAAAUUUUGAUUAAAACUUUGCCUGAAUGCUUAUAUAGUGCAGCUCUGGCUAGUUGAGGUAUAUGACCUUGACAAUGUUUACCUCCUUUUGAGGAGUUCAGUGAAAAAGUGGUGUGUAAUAGGGGGAGGGGGCAUGUAUGAGUUGGAAUAUUUUUACAUUACAAUAAAAGUAUCCCAUUUCAUUUUGGUGCCAAUUAUCCUUCCCUAUUACCUGAAAAAUAAGUAAACAUUGUCCACGUCAUAGCUCAACGUAGGAGAUCCAUGGGGGUGAGGAACCUUUUUGUACUCAAAUGCCACAAUAAAUUCAGCAGCUGGACAAAAAACCUCCUAGAGCAGAGUUUUAAGGGUUAUAUAUAAGUUUAUAUAUUUUUAAAUAGUAUCUAGUCUACUAUUGAAAAAUAUUAUUUGAGUUAUUUAAAGCUAUAUUUACACAUUUCUAAUAACACAAAUAUAAAGAACCAUUUUUAUAAUUUAUCAUAUUUAUGUACCCUUAGUGAAAUGAAAUAGUAGCCAAAAAAAAAAUGCAGUAAUGUUUCAAAAUUUUUAUUGAAAAAUUCAAUUUGCUUGAUAAAAUUCAAGGAUGCGUAGGUUCCUCACCCUAGAUAUAUAUGAUAUGAAAUGUAAGAUCUCUAUGCAAUUUUUUAUUAUUAGAUAAAAAUAUUGAGCAAUUAUCAGCUUUAAAACACGAAAUAUAAAA